Molecule: messenger RNA, 825 nt
Organism: Drosophila takahashii
Lineage: Eukaryota; Metazoa; Arthropoda; Insecta; Diptera; Drosophilidae
Product: lectizyme-like
Biological process (GO): proteolysis
Molecular function (GO): serine-type endopeptidase activity
Source: RefSeq, a predicted model, not a curated record
AAAAUGAAGCAAUUCGUGGUUCUAUUGGCAGUGGCUCUGGCCUCAGUAUCGGCCAAUUCGAUCCCCCAGUGGGGAUUCCCUGAGGGUCGCAUAAUCAACGGUCAUGAUGCGGAAAAGGGAGAGGCGCCCUAUAUGGUAUCCUUGCAGAACGUACUCAACUUACAUUUCUGUGGAGGAACUCUGAUUAACAAAAGGGCCAUUUUGACCGCCGGUCAUUGUCUGACUCGCACUAGAGGUAAAGCCGUUUGCGGUGCCCACAACCUCCUCGACCGGCGUGGUGUCCAGACCCGGGAGUUCACUAACGCCCAGUACGUGAUCCAUGAAGAUUACAACGGUGGCGUAGGACCCAACGACAUUGGUCUGAUCCUGUUGGACGUAAAUCAGGCCUUCAAUCUGAAUGCCGUAGCCCGGGAUGGCAGCAACCCGGUGGGUAUAGUGAAUCUUCCUUCUGUGAAUACCGAAGUCAAUGGAAAUGCAAAAAUCUACGGUUGGGGUCUGAACAACUUUGGAUUGCCGGCCACGAAACUGCAGACAGUAGAAACUAUCGUCGUUCAAUGGAAUGAAUGCAAGAAUAUUGUGCCUUAUAACGCACCAUUGCACGAGACUAAUGUCUGCUCUGAAACCCCCGGACAACCCGAUGGAGCUUGCUAUGGAGACAGUGGCGGCCCAUUGGUAACCGACUCCGAAGCCGAAGCCAUCCAGCUGGGCAUUGUCUCCUGGAGACCCUUACCCUGUGUCGCCAAUUAUCCAACAGUCUACACAAAUGUAGUUAUGUUUAUGCCUUGGAUCGAAGAGAAAUUAGCACAGCUAUUCAUUGAACAAUAA